AUGCAGCACUGUUCUCGUAAACCGUUUGUCAGGGGAGAUUCCAAAGGAAUUGGGAAAUAUUACCACUCUGACCUACCUAUUAACAGUUAUGCUCAAUGCGGCACGCUAUUAUGCAGGAGAAUAAGUGAUCUAAAUGGACCAACUAAGGGUUUCCCUAUGCUCAGCAAUAUGACCGGCCUGAUCAGAUUGUAUGUUGACUGA
Messenger RNA from Dovyalis caffra, 201 nucleotides. The record is from the annotation of a GenBank genome assembly. NCBI's taxonomy places the organism in Eukaryota, Viridiplantae, Streptophyta, Magnoliopsida, Malpighiales, Salicaceae.